Lipotes vexillifer (Yangtze River dolphin) is the source of this 714-nucleotide messenger RNA. RefSeq names its product PTTG1 interacting protein (gene PTTG1IP). NCBI's taxonomy places the organism in Eukaryota, Metazoa, Chordata, Mammalia, Artiodactyla, Lipotidae. The record is from RefSeq and is a predicted model, not a curated record. The transcript is spliced from 8 exons. Bases 1 to 714 code for a protein of 237 amino acids. Gene Ontology annotation, biological process: protein import into nucleus. Gene Ontology annotation, cellular component: cytoplasm; nucleus.
AUGGGCGUUCAGAAGGUCAAGUUUACAUACAGUGAAAUGCAGGAAUCCUACGUGUGCCGUCCAGUGAGUCACACCUACGAGACCCUGACCUCCUACAAGCCUCAGAACAGGCCUCUCCAGGAGCACCUGUGCAGUGAAGAGUGCCCGGGGGUGCAGGGGGUGCUCCGCAGGGUUGGGACCGGCGAAGGGGCCGCGGCCUGGCUUGAGUCUGGCCUGGCAUCGCUGUGGCUUCUGGUUCCACGGUGUCUGCUGACAAGCCGGUCAGUGGUGUGCGACCACGCAGGUUGUUCUCAGAACACAAACAGAACCUGUGAAGAGUGCCUGAAGAACGUCUCUUGUCUUUGGUGCAACACUGACAAGGCGUGCUUGGACUACCCGGUGACCAAAAUCCUGCCGCCCAGCUCUCUCUGCAAGCUGAGCUCUGCGCGCUGGGGCGUGUGCUGGGUGAACUUCGAGGCCCUGAUCAUCGCCCUGUCGGUGCUUGGGGGCGCCCUGCUCCUGGGCGUCGCCUGCUGCUGCUACUGCUGCUGCUGCGGGAGGAGGCGGAGCCGGCGGCCGGACAAGAGCGAGGAGAGGGCUGCCCGGGAGCGAGAGGAGCGCCGGGUCCGCCAGGAGGAGCGGAGAGCAGAGAUGAAGUCGAGACAUGAUGAGAUCAGGAAGAAAUACGGUUUGUUUAGAGAAGAAAACCCAUAUGCCAGAUUCGAGAACAACUGA